Molecule: messenger RNA, 1938 nt
Organism: Physella acuta
Lineage: Eukaryota; Metazoa; Mollusca; Gastropoda; Physidae
Product: TATA box-binding protein-associated factor RNA polymerase I subunit A
Biological process (GO): transcription by RNA polymerase I
Cellular component (GO): RNA polymerase I transcription regulator complex
Molecular function (GO): protein binding
Source: RefSeq, a predicted model, not a curated record
UGGUCUGCACGCAAAAUACCAAAUGCCAAACAUAAUACAAAAUGCCACUAGAUCUAGAACUAUUUUAGAAAUUUGAAGUCAGUCUGCUGUUUACAGGAACGUUUUCUGGGUUGUUUUUUUCUGACACAGCUGUGCUUUGGUGUAAAAUACAAGGAAAUGGACAAAGAAUAUUGUGAAAAAUUGAAAGACCUGUUUCUACUAAUGGAUAUUAGAAACAAACCAACUCUCUCUGCUGAAGAAGAACAGAGAAAGAAAGAACUUGAGGAUUUAUUUAAUUACUAUUCUUUUUGCUCUAGACAGUUAUCAGAUUACUAUCAUCUACAGAAACCUAGCCAGAUCAAAUUCAACUUUAGUAACAUUGUGCCCAGAUUUAUGCAGCUUUUAAGAGAAAGUGUGCUGACACAUCAGUGGCAUCAUGCUCUAAGAAUUGUUCUGGCACUCACCAGAGAAGCGAAGGGAACAGAGAAUACUGAAAGCACACUAUGGAAGAUUGGACUUUCCUGUUUAUAUCAACAUGGUGAAAAGAGUAGUCGGUUAGUGGAACAGUUUGUUAAACAGGUGGUGUUGUUAAAGAAACUUGCUGUGGUUGAAGUUAUGCUGGAUUAUCUUUUGUAUCUGCUCAUGCAGUCCAACUAUGAAGAUGCCAAAAAUCUUAUUUUGGAUUUAAAGCAGAGUACAAUGUUUCCUAGCCAGUUAACAAAUGACCGUAGAUGUAUGGCACAUACACUUUUCUUCGCAUACGAAGGUAUUGUUUUGUAUGCUGAAUGGAAGCUGGCAACUUACAAACUGGAUGAAGAAGAUAACGAUUCAGACAUAUUUUACCAAAAGAUGUCACAAGGAGCAUCUGUUAAAAUAGCUGAAACCCUUGCUGAAAGUGCCACAGAGCUUUUGAUCAAAAUAAAAGACAAGCCAGGUGUUUGGGAUAUAUGUAUCACAAAACUAGUUGAGAUAUAUGAAUAUUAUGGGAAUAUUGAAGAAGCUCGCACAUUAUUACACUCCUAUCGAGAUAGGAAUGUAACCAAUCCAAACGCACAUCGAUAUUUAUAUCAGUUUGAAAACAAAUUGGGGGAAAAUGAAGAGAUACAGCUUGCUUGCUUGAAGAAAAUUGUGCAACUGGAUCCAUGCAAUCCUAUGUGUCUAGAACUGUAUACAUUGACUAAAAAUGAUCCAGAGUCUGUUGUUUAUUUGUUUGAUUACUUGGACUAUGAUCACUGUUGUGAAAAUGAAACGGUAUGGGAGUUGCUAUCACUUAGACUUCAAGAGAUGAACCACAGUCAGUUGAAUGUGGUCAGGGAUUGUUGGUCAACUCGCAGUGAUUGGUGGCCAGUUGUAAGAUUGAGCAAAAGAAAGAAAACUCAGUCAUUUUCUCACAGCUUGAAGCGGCAUAAAAAAAUUGUAUUCAAAAUAUUAUCAAAUUUGGAUUGUGAUCUUGACAACUCAGCUAGGGACCCAGAUUUGGAAGAAGAGACACUAAACUACAGAUCAAGCAUUGAACAUAAAAAAAGAAAAUUCUCUCACAUUGAUGCCCAUUUUGACGGUUUCUCCCCAUCAAAAAGAGCAAAGACUUGAGGUCUGAAAUCCCUCAAUAUUAUUGACUGGUACCACACAGAGGUACAUCAGAAAUGGAUAGUUGCCAAUCUAUUUGCCUCAUCCUGCAGGUUACAUGUACAAAUUGAAAGUUGAUUGCCUUCAACAAAACAUGCUCCGCCAUUCAAAUGAACAAAACAAGAACAGUUAUUGAAGGCUUUUAUUAAAAAUGCCAACUUGUAUGUGGGUUUUAUAAUUAGCUGUAAAUCAUCGUCCUGAUGCCAUGAUUGCAGCGACACCUGGGGUGGAAAAGAAUUAAAUUUAGUUUUGAAUCAUUUUUAAAAUUUUCAAAUCUAUUAACAAGAAAAGAAAUAAAGCUUACUGUCAAAAGAUAUUUUCUCUGUGAUAUUC